AACAAGGCCCUAAAAACAGAGACUAGGCCCAAACAGAAACAAAGCUCAAAGAACAACAAAACCCCAGCAGCAGAGAAGCUGUUGGAGUCGUCGUCCCCAUCGCCGCACUGGUAGCUGACCAUCUGCUGUGGAUACUGUCCCUGUCAGAUGUCAAUGGCUGCUUCUUCCUCUUCCUCAUGGAAAUACGACGUAUUCCUGAAUUUCAGAGGCGAAGACACUCGCAAGAUCUUCGCCGGCCAUCUCUACAGAGCUCUGAAUCAGAAAGCAAUCAACACCUUCAUCGACGCGGAAAAGCUCAGAAAAGGCAACGACCUUUCGGAACUCCUUUCAGCCAUCGAAGAGUCAAGGCUUUCGAUCGUGGUUUUCUCCCAGAACUACGCUUCUUCGACGUGGUGCUUGAAAGAACUGGUCAAAAUCCUGGCGUGCAUGGAUACAAAGAAUCAGAUAGUGGUGCCGAUCUUCUACCAAGUCGAUCCAUCUGAAGUACGCAAGCUCAAGAGAAGUUUUGCAGAAGCUUUUGCUCAACACGAACGCGAAUCGAACGCCGAAAUGGAAGAGGUGAAGAGCUGGAGGUCCGCACUAACCAGAGCCACCAAUUUAUCCGGAUGGGAUUCGCGAAAAUACGAGGAUGAUGCCAAGCUUAUUGAGGAAAUUGUGGAUGACAUAUUUAAGAGAUUGAACCAAGUCUCGUCAAGCAAAGAUAAUGGCUUGGUUGGAAUGGAUUACCACAUGGAUGAAGUGAAUUCACUAUUACGUCCUGAGGUGAAUGAUGUUUUCACUGUUGGAAUAUGGGGUAUGGGAGGUAUAGGCAAAACCACCAUCGCUCACGCUGUUUAUGAUGAAAUCGCUUGUCAAUUUGAAGCUUGCUGCUUUCUCGAAAAUGUCAAGGAAGGCUUCUCGAAAAAUGGUGCAGUACAUAUGCAGGAAGUGCUUCUUUCUAGAAUCUUGAAGGAAAAGGUGCAGAGUUUAGGCACGUUGGAUCAAGGUUCCAGAGUGAUAAUGGAAAGGCUACAAAGGAAAAAGGUUUUCAUUGUUCUUGAUGACGUUGAUGAAUUAUCCCAAAUCGAAGGCUUACUUGGAAAGCAGCAUUCAUUUGGCAGUGGAAGUCGGGUCAUUAUAACAACUAGAGAUAGGCAAUUACUAAGUGGAGCUGUUGCGGUUUAUAAGCCCAAGAACUUAAGUGAGCCAGAAGCUCUUCAACUCUUCAAGCGGUAUGCCUUCAGAACAAACCAGCCCACCAAAGUUUAUGAUCAGCUCUCAAGGCAUGUCGUACAAUACGCUCAACAUCUGCCUUUAGCACUCAAAGUCUUGGGAGCUUUUCUUCAUAACAAAACUGUACGCGAGUGGGAAGAUGUGUUAGAAAAAAUAAGGAAGAUCCCGCAAAGGGGAAUUCAUGAUGUGCUUAAAACAAGCUUCAAUGGACUAGAUGAUUCAGAGAAGGACAUCUUUCUAGAUAUUGCAUGUUUCUUCAAAGGAAUGGAUAUAGACACAGCAAAAAAAAGUCUGGACAGUUGUGGCUUCUAUCCUCAUACUGGAAUAAGAGUUCUAAUUGAUCGAGCUCUAAUAUCUGUCUCAAUGUGGGGGACACUGGAGAUGCAUGAUUUACUAGAGGAAAUGGGUCGGGAAAUCGUUCGCCAAGAAUGUAUCAAAGAGCCUGGGAGAAGAAGUAGGUUGUGGAGUUAUGAAGAUGUUCGUCAUGUGCUGACUCAAAAUACAGCUACAGAAGCAGUUGAAGGCAUAAUCCUGGAUUCAGCAAUCUUUAAAGAGGGAUGCUCAAAUGCUGAAGCUUUUGUUAGUAUGACAAAACUAAGACUGCUCAUGAUCCGUGAUUGCUUCAUAGAACACUGGAUUGCGGACUUAAAGUUCCAAUCUUCUCAGCUGAGGUGUCUCGUCUGGCGUGGUUGCCCCCUCAAGUCUUGGCCAUCCAACUUCCAGUUCAAGAAUCUUGUAAACCUUGACAUGAUGAAUAGUUGCAUCGAACAACUUUGGAAAGGAGCUGAGCCUCUGGAAAAGUUGAAAUUCAUCAAUUUAAGUUAUUGUGAAUACCUUAAGAAAACCCCCGACUUCACAAAGGCUACAAGUCUUGAGGAACUAAAUUUUGAAGGUUGUACAGGGUUAUAUGAGGUUGACCCAUCUAUUUCAGCUCUGAAAAGCCUUGCUGUAUUGAAUCUACGAGAUUGUCGAGAACUCAAGAGCCUGCCGAGCAGCAUUCAUAUGGGAUCUCUUCAAACCUUUAUUCUUUCGGGUUGCUCAAACCUUGAGAAGUUUCCAGAUAUUUCAGAUGUUAUGGAGAGUCUGUCAGAGCUUCAUUUAGAUGAGACUGCAAUUAAAGAACUGCCUUUGUCAAUUAAUAAACUCACGGGCCUUACUGUUUUGGACCUAUGUGGGUGUCAAGAACUCAAAAGCCUGCCGAGCAGCAUUCAUAUGGGAUCUCUUCAAACCCUUAAUCUAAGAGGCUGUCGAGAACUCAAGAGCCUGCCGAGCAGCAUUCAUAUGGGAUCUCUUCAAACCCUUAAUCUUUCUGGUUGCUCAAACCUUGAGAUGUUUCCAGAGAUUUCAGAAGUUAUGGAGAAGCUGUCAAAGCUUCAUUUAGAUGGGACUGCAAUUAAAGAAUUGUCUUCGUCAAUUAAUAAACUCACGGGCCUUACAAUUUUGGACCUAAGAGGCUGUCGAGAACUCAAGAGCCUGCCAAGCAGCAUUCAUAUGGGAUCUCUUCAAACCCUUAAUCUUUCUGGUUGCGCAAACCUUGAUGUGUUUCCAGAUAUUUCAGAAGUUAUGGAGAAGCUGUCAAAGCUUCAUUUAGAUGGGACUGCAAUUAAAGAACUGUCUUCGUCUAUUAAUAAACUCACGGGCCUUACAAUUUUGGACCUAAGAGGCUGUCGAGAACUCAAGAGCUUGCCGAGCAGCAUUCACAUGGGAUCUCUUCAAACCCUUAAUCUUUCUGGUUGCUUAAACCUUGAGAUGUUUCCAGAGAUUUCAGAAGUUAUGGAGAAGCUGUCAAAGCUUCAUUUAGAUGGGACCGCAAUUAAAGAACUGUCUUCGUCAAUUAAUAAACUCACGGGCCUUACAAUUUUGGACCUAAGAGGCUGUCGAGUACUCAAGAGCCUGCCGAGCAGCAUUCAUAUGGGAUCUCUUCAAACCCUUAAUCUUUCUGGUUGCUCAGACCUUGAGAAGUUUCCAGAUAUUUCAGAUGUUAUGGAGAAGCUAUCAAAGCUUUAUUUAGAUGGGACUGCAAUUAAAGAAUUGCCUUCGUCAAUUAAUAAACUCACGGGCCUUACUGUUUUGGACCUAUUUGGGUGUCAAGAACUCAAGAGCCUGCCGAGCAACAUUCAUAUGAGAUUUCUUCAAACCCUUAAUCUGUCUGGUUGCUCAAACCUUGAGAAGUUUCCAGAGAUUUCAGAUGUUAUGGAGAAGAUAUCAGAGCUUGAUUUAGAUGGGACUGCAAUUAAAGAACUGCCUUCAUCAAUUAGAAACAUUCCAAGGCUUUUAUCAUUGAAACUAAGAGAUUGCAAAAAACUUAAGAGUCUUCCAAGCAGCAUUUGUGAUCUCAAGUCCCUUCAGUAUGUUGGUCUUUCUGGUUGUGCAAAGUUUGAGGUGUUUCCAAAUAUUGUAGAAAAGAUGCGACUAAGAGAACUUCACUUGCACGGAACAUCUAUCAAAAGAAUUCCACCGUCAAUUGAAUGUCUUCAUGGGCUUGUGUUACUGAAUCUGAGAAACUGCAAAAGCCUUGGCAGUCUUCCAGAGGAUCUCUGUAAUUUGGUUUCCCUUACUGUUCUCACUCUCUCUGGAUGCUCAAAGCUUCAAAACUUGCCGGAGAAGUUGGGAAAGUUAGAGUCCUUGUGGAACCUUGAAGUAGAGGGAAGUGGUAUAAAACAACUCCCACUUUCUUUAUUACGUUUGAACAAGCUUACAAAGUUAUCAUGUCAUGGAUGUAAAGAAAUGACGGCACCCUUUUCAUCAUGGUCAACAUCAAUGGAAGAUUGUAGUCACCGUGGUCUGGUAUAUCUUGAUUUAAGUGACUGCAAUCUGUUGCAAUUAUCUGGUAUUGCUCAUUUGUCAUCAUUGAAAACAUUAGACCUGUGCAGAAACAAUUUUGAGAGUUUGCCUGCAGAAAUGAAUCGACUUCAUCGUUUAACAGAUCUCAAAUUGGAAGGUUGCAAGAGACUGAAAUCAAUACCAGAGCUUUCAUCAAGUAUAAGUUUCAUAGAUGCCCAUGAUUGCACAGCUUUGGAAUCUGUUUCAAGACCAAAGCUUCCUUACAUGAAUCUUUACUUCACAUUUUCAAACUGCUUCCAGCUGGUGCAAAAUCAAUUUGAAUAUAUUGUGGAAGCUCAUCAGGGUAAUCUGCAACCGCUUUCCUUGUUUAUGUGUCUUCCUGGAAGUAAACUUUCAGAUUGGUUCAGCCAUCAGUGUGUUGGAUCUUCAGUAACUGUCCAUCUACCACCAGUGUCGGAUCAUAAGAUUUUGGGAUUCGCUGUGUGCGCUGUUACCAAGUUCAAGUAUACACAUUAUACAUCUGAUCUAUCUGCUCCGUGUUUUUGUACCUUCAAAGGAGAGCAUGGCGAGUGCAGUUUCAGAUUUGAUUUGAUUGAUUGGAGCUUCGCAUGUGGCAGGUUACUUGAGUCAGAUCACAUGUUCAUGGUAUAUAUUCCAUGGGAAAAUGGAGUGCAGCUAAGUGAGCGCUAUCCCACUGAGGCCACAUUUAGAGUUGAACUAAAAGAUGGAGUCCAAACACGUGAUUUUGUGGCACCAGUUCAGCAGCAUCACAUCAGAAGGUGUGGAGUUCGUCUCUUUUAUGCCAAUCGUGAAGAGUUGCAUAAUUGAAGCAUGACACAGCCCGACUAUCUAUCAUGAAAAUUCUGAAGCGGAACUUCAUGCUUUUGACAAAUCACUGGCAAGAGUUGCUCAUUCUAAGAUGAACCCUGAGGGGUGUUGCUAUAACGGGGCUGAACAAAGUGGAAGUGAUACCCCUGACGCGGAGGAUUUAGGUCUAAAAGAUUGGUACUUCCUGAUGGGGGGAAAGGAAAACUGAAGAGAAAUAAUUGGGAGCUGCUGCAUUUAAGGUUCUGUAAGAGUGAAACCAAUUAGAGAUUGUUUUAGUUGCAGAGAGACAAUUUUGUUUGUAAUUCGUUCUUUCCCUCUUCUAUUUGUAAGUGUAUUUGGGUGUUUUGGGUUUGAGUUUGAGAGCACUCUUUGUAAUCUCCCUUUGUUUAUUAGUGGAACUUCCUCGCUGUCCCCGAACUGGAUGUAGGCUUACGCCAAACCAGUAUAAAUCUUUGUGUCAUUUUGAAUU
Messenger RNA from Malus domestica (apple), 5293 nucleotides. RefSeq names its product disease resistance protein RPV1-like. NCBI's taxonomy places the organism in Eukaryota, Viridiplantae, Streptophyta, Magnoliopsida, Rosales, Rosaceae. The record is from RefSeq and is a predicted model, not a curated record. Gene Ontology annotation, molecular function: protein binding; ADP binding. Gene Ontology annotation, biological process: signal transduction; defense response.